UCAGUGUACUGCGCGUUAUUUAAUCGUCAAUAGUUAGAAAUAAGAAACAACAAAAUGUUUCAACAAUUUUUAAAGUUUACUCUACUUGCAACAUUGUCAAUUUAUUGUAUGCCCACAAGUGCAACGACUUUAAUCGAAAAUCGUAUAAUCGGUGGAGAAUCUGUUGAAAUUAAUUCAGCACCAUAUCUAGUGUCUAUACGUUAUAAGAAAAACAACUCCACACCCUUUGAACAUCGUUGCUCGGGAACAAUUUAUUCUUCUAAAGUGAUUCUAACUACAGCAACCUGUGUGAUUGGUUUGGACUUGAAUCGUUUACAUGUUAAAGCCGGCUCUACUUAUCGUUCACAAAAUGAUGGCUUCUUAUAUUUGGUGGAGAAAUACAUAAUACAUCCUGAAUAUAAUAUAUGGUUUACCGAUAACGAUUUGGCUUUGCUAGUUCUAGCAUUUGAUUUAACUUCCAGCUUUCCAAAAGAAAUUGAUCCUAUUGCCCUACUAUCUAAUGUUCCACCAGUAAACAGCCUGGCUACUAUCGCUGGUUGGGGUAUUACAGAUGCCAGUGCAAAUAGUAAGUUUUCCGAAAUCCUACAAAUUGCACAUGUCAAUGUUGUAGAUAUUUUGGACUGCAAACGAUCGUACGGUGAAAAUCGCAUAUCCCCGGCAAUGUUAUGUGCAACUGGUGACGAUUCAGAUGCCUGUUUAGGUGAUGCUGGCGGUGCUUUAGUUUAUGAAGACAAGGCUUUGGGGUUAAUAUCAUGGGGUAAUGGAUGUGCAAACUCUGAUUUUCCUGGUGUGUAUACGAAUUUGGUGUAUUUUAAAGAAUGGAUUGAGAAUGAAGUAGCUAAAUUGUAAAUAUCUUUAUUUUUAAUAUUUAUGUACUAAAUAAAAAACUAGUAUUAAAAACUUAUUUUUUAUGGAACAAUAAAAACAUUUUUUUUCAUUCUACUACAUAUUAUUUUUAUAACCUUCACCAUAAGUUUGUCGUCAUUCUUUUUGUAAUUUCUAUAAUAUUCAUUUGCGAUCUUAUAAUGUUAACAUAUUGUGGAUCUGCACUACAACUUCUAGCUAACCCAACAGAUGAUAAUAUAUCGAUAAUAAUAAAUUUUU
This is a messenger RNA of Calliphora vicina (urban bluebottle blowfly), 1104 nucleotides long. Its product is annotated as trypsin eta-like. Gene Ontology annotation, molecular function: serine-type endopeptidase activity. Gene Ontology annotation, biological process: proteolysis. The transcript has a single exon. Lineage: Eukaryota; Metazoa; Arthropoda; Insecta; Diptera; Calliphoridae. The record is from RefSeq and is a predicted model, not a curated record. The coding region runs from base 55 to 849 and encodes 264 amino acids.